This is a messenger RNA of Wasmannia auropunctata (little fire ant), 758 nucleotides long. RefSeq names its product frizzled-like. Gene Ontology annotation, biological process: canonical Wnt signaling pathway; non-canonical Wnt signaling pathway. Gene Ontology annotation, cellular component: plasma membrane. Gene Ontology annotation, molecular function: Wnt receptor activity; Wnt-protein binding. NCBI's taxonomy places the organism in Eukaryota, Metazoa, Arthropoda, Insecta, Hymenoptera, Formicidae. The annotation marks the transcript as partial. The record is from RefSeq and is a predicted model, not a curated record. The transcript has a single exon.
GGCGGCGGCGGCGGCAGCGGCGAUCCCCUCGCUCACCACGGCCGCUGCGAGCCCAUCACCAUCAACCUCUGCAUGAACAUCCCGUACAACGAGACGAUCAUGCCGAAUCUGAUGAAUCAUCAGAAGCAGGAGGACGCCGGGCAGGAGGUGCACCAGUACAUGCCGCUCGUCAAGAUGAAGUGCAGCCCGGAUCUGCGAUUCUUCCUCUGCACCGUCUACGCGCCCGUCUGCACCAUCAUCGACAAGGCGCUACCGCCGUGCCGGUCGCUCUGCGAGAGCGCGCGCUCCGGCUGCGAGAGCCUGAUGAACAGCUUCGGCUUCCUAUGGCCGGAGGCCCUCGACUGCGCCAAGAUGCCGGAGAACGGCGGCACCGAGCUCUGCGUGGGCACCAACGAGACCACCACGCCCCAGGAACCACCCGCCGCGCCCCCCGUCUAUCCCCCGGCCCGUAUGCCGGUGCCGGAGUUCCAGCCAACCUGGAACGAGGGACUCAAGCCCUACGGCAACGGUUUCGCCAUGGGCGCCAGGGACUUUGGCUUCGUCUGCCCGGUCCAGUUCAAGGUUCCUCACGAAUUAGGGUACUCGCUGAAGGUGGGCGACAAGGUGGAGCCCGAUUGCGGUGCGCCCUGCGACGGGAUGUUCUUCACCGAGAAGCAGAGAAAGUUCGCCAGGGUGUGGGUCGGCACUUGGGCCUCUGUUUGCGCCGCAUCUUGCUUCUUCACGUUCCUAACAUUCCUCAUGGAUACAGAUAGGUUUAG